Molecule: messenger RNA, 690 nt
Organism: Cutaneotrichosporon cavernicola
Lineage: Eukaryota; Fungi; Basidiomycota; Tremellomycetes; Trichosporonales; Trichosporonaceae
Gene: RCF2
Exons: 2
Coding region: 1-690 (229 amino acids)
Biological process (GO): mitochondrial respiratory chain complex IV assembly
Cellular component (GO): mitochondrial inner membrane
Source: RefSeq, a predicted model, not a curated record
AUGUCCGACACCAAGUACCUCGACUCCUCUAACCAGGCCUACCUCAACGUCGUCGUCAAGGAGGCCGGCAAGGGCGCGCUCGUCGGCGCUCUCGCCUUUGCCCCCACCAACUGGUGGCUCACACGUCGCUUCCCGGCUUACCGCAACCUCCCUCCUGCCGGCAAGGCCUUCCUCGGCAUGAUGUUUGUCAUUCCCGUCGGCACCAUCUUUGCCGAGAAGGCCGGCGAGCACUACAUUGCCGAAACCCAGUGGAAGGGUGUUGAGCACGAGCAGCUCUCGCGCGAAAAGCAGCAGGCCGACGAGAUGUGGGACUCGAUGAGCACCGCUGAGAAGAUUAAGGACUACGCUGCUCGCCACCAGUACGGCAUCAUCGGUGGCUCGUGGGUCGCCUCGCUCGGUAUUGCAUUCGGCAUUGUCGCACGCAACAAGUACCAGACGUUCCCCCAGAAGCUCGUCCAGGCGCGUAUGUACGCGCAGGGCCUCACUGUCGGUGUCCUCAUCGCCUCGGCCCUCCUGGCCGGCGUCAACGCCAGGGGCCAGAAGCCCGAGCUGCCGGCCGACCACUCGUGGCGCGACAUGCUCGAGCACAGCGGCCACCUCACCAAGGCUGAGCGCAUCGCACUCCACGCCGUCCGCAAGGCGCCUAUCAACGCGUCCACCACCCCCGCCCCAGCUACUGCGGCGGCCUAA